Molecule: messenger RNA, 2997 nt
Organism: Ochotona princeps (American pika)
Lineage: Eukaryota; Metazoa; Chordata; Mammalia; Lagomorpha; Ochotonidae
Gene: SLC4A11
Product: solute carrier family 4 member 11
Exons: 20
Coding region: 16-2799 (927 amino acids)
Biological process (GO): monoatomic anion transport; monoatomic ion homeostasis; transmembrane transport
Cellular component (GO): basolateral plasma membrane; plasma membrane
Molecular function (GO): solute:inorganic anion antiporter activity
Source: RefSeq, a predicted model, not a curated record
CCCUCGCCCCUCCCCAUGGCGGCGCGUGCUCGCGCUCGCGCUCCACUCGCGGGGCACCCGGGUUCCGGGCGGGAAACCGGUGGCGGGGCCAUUUUGGGAAGCAGAGAAGCCACGAGUCGCUCGGCGAGCGAACCCGAAGCCACAGAGCCAGGAAGGGGGGCCGGCUCCGCGGGCCAGGGCGUGACCCAGGGAAUGCGCGCCGGCUCGUCUAGUAGCUCCUCUCCUUCAUUAUCCCAGAAUGGACACUUUGAGGAUUCCAUGGCAGCUGAGUCUCUGCGCUACCUCAAAUGUGAUACGGAAGACCCUGCUGAGGCCCAGGAGGAGAGCCCAGGGGAUGAGGUGUUUGACACGGUCACCUCCUCCAUUGUUUCCAGUGAGAGCAUCCGCUUCUUUGUCAACGUCAACCUCCAGGUGCAGCCCACCAAGCUGGAUGGCGAGGCUGCGACGAGUGGCUGUGUGCUCCUCCACACCUCCCGCAAGUACCUGAAAUUAAAGAACUUCGAGGAAGAGAUCCGUGCCCACCGCGACCUGGACGGCUUCCUGGCGCAGGCCAGCAUCGUCCUGAACGAGACGGCCACGUCGCUGGAUGACGUGCUGCGCACCAUGCUGGGCCGCUUCGCGCAAGACCCUGAAAACAUGGAGCCCGACUGCGACUUGGACCUGCUCAUGGCCAAGCUCUUCACAGAUGCUGGGACCCCCAUGGAGAGCAAAGUCCACCUGCUGUCAGACAUCAUCCAGGGUGUCACGGCCACAGUCACGGGGGUGCAGUACCAGCAGUCGUGGCUCUGCGUCAUCUGCACCAUGAAGGCCCUGCAGAAGCGACACGUGUGUAUCAGCCGCUUGGUCCGCCCGCAGAACUGGGGGGAGAACUCCUGUGAAGUUCGCUUCGUCAUCCUCGUGCUGGCCCCACCUAAGAUGAAAAGUACCAAGACGGCCAUGGAGGUGGCACGCACGUUUGCCACCAUGUUCUCCGACAUUACCUUCCGCCAGAAGCUCCUGCGGACCCGCACGGAGGAGGAGUUCAAGGAGGCUUUGGUGCACCAGCGGCAGCUGCUCACUGUGCUGACACCCAAGACACAGGGACACAGCCUGGUCUCCCUGCACGUCCACAAACACAAGCCCCUGAAGUGCAAGGACUUCUUCCCUUUCGGGAAGGGCAUCUGGGAGGACAUCGAGCGCCGCUUCCCCGUGUACGCGUUGGACUUCACCGACGGCAUCAUUGGGAAAAACAAGGCUGUGGGCAAAUACAUCACCACCACCUUAUUCCUCUACUUCGCUUGUCUUCUCCCUACCAUCGCCUUCGGGUCGCUCAACGACGAGAAUACCAACGGGGCCAUCGAUGUGCAGAAGACCAUAGCCGGCCAGAGCAUCGGGGGCCUCCUCUACGCGCUCUUCUCAGGCCAGCCACUGGUGAUACUGCUGACAACUGCGCCCCUGGCCAUCUACACCCAGGUGAUCCGGGUCAUCUGCGACGAUUACAACCUGGACUUCAACUCCUUCUACGCGUGGACGGGUCUGUGGAACAGCUUCUUCCUCGCGCUCUACGCCUUCUUCAACCUCAGCCUCGUCAUGAGUCUGUUUAAGAGGUCUACGGAGGAGAUCAUCGCCCUGUUCAUUUCCAGCACUUUUGUGCUGGAUGCGGUCAAGGGCACGGUCAAAAUUUUCUGGAAAUACUACUACGGGCACUCCCACUACACGAAACGGGCUCUGUCGCUGCCCAGCCUGGUGGACACUGGCCACAACAGCAGCUUCCACACCGCCCUCAAUGGCAGCCUCCUGACUGGGCCGCCGGAGCUGGCCACGGCAGGCAGCUCCAAUGCCAUGCACUCUGGCCAGGCCACGGCUGUGCUCAGUCUCCUCAUCAUGCUGGGCACACUGUGGCUGGGCUACACCCUCUACCAGUUCAAGAAGAGCCCCUACCUGCACCCCUACGUGCGUGAGAUUCUGUCCGACUGCGCCCUGCCCAUCGCUGUACUCACCUUCUCACUCAUUAGCUCCUAUGGCUUCAAGGAAAUCAAGAUGAGCAAGUUCCGCUACAACCCCAGUGACAACCUGUUUGAGAUGGCACAGAUCCACUCCCUGUCCCUGGGAGCCAUCGGCGGCGCCAUGGGCUUGGGCUUCCUGCUCUCGCUGCUCUUCUUCAUUGAGCAGAACCUGGUAGCUGCCUUGGUGAAUGCCCCAGAGAACAGGCUGGUCAAAGGCACUGCCUACCACUGGGACCUCCUGCUGCUCGCCAUCAUUAACAUCGGGCUGUCUCUGUUUGGGCUGCCCUGGAUCCAUGCUGCCUACCCACACUCGCCACUGCAUGUGCGGGCACUGGCCUUGGUGGAAGAACGCGUGGAGAAUGGGCACAUUUAUGAGACGAUCGUGAAUGUGAAGGAGACGCGGCUGACGGCCCUCGGCGCCAGCAUGCUGGUGGGCCUCUCGCUGCUGCUGCUGCCCUUCCCGCUGCAGUGGAUCCCCAAGCCUGUGCUCUACGGCCUCUUCCUGUACAUUGCACUCACCUCCCUGGAUGGCCACCAGCUCUUCCAGCGGGUGGCCCUGCUGCUGAAGGAGCAGACUUCGUACCCACCCACGCAUUACAUCCGGAGGGUGCCCCAGAGGAAGAUCCACUACUUCACCGGCCUGCAGGUGCUGCAGCUGCUGCUGCUCUGUGCCUUCGGCAUGAGCUCCCUGCCCUAUGUGAAGAUGGUCUUUCCGCUCAUCAUGAUCACCAUGAUUCCCAUCCGUUAUAUCCUGCUACCCCGAAUCAUUGAAGCCAAAUACCUAGACGCCAUGGAUGCUGAGCACAGGCCCUGAGGCCACCCCGUCCACCCUGGCCCUGUGGGGAAGCAGGGCACCCUCUCACAGCUGUCCCCUGGGGCCCUGGGCAGCUGGCACUGUGGGGCCCUGAGGUGCACCCGUCCUGCUCCCCACUAGCCUGCAGCUCUGGGCAGAAGUGGCCCAGGGAGAGAUGAAGCUGGAUGGAUUUUCUUUUGAUAAAAGAGUAGAUGCCUG